Molecule: messenger RNA, 3094 nt
Organism: Hevea brasiliensis (rubber tree)
Lineage: Eukaryota; Viridiplantae; Streptophyta; Magnoliopsida; Malpighiales; Euphorbiaceae
Product: receptor-like serine/threonine-protein kinase ALE2
Exons: 9
Coding region: 506-2866 (786 amino acids)
Biological process (GO): protein phosphorylation
Molecular function (GO): protein kinase activity; ATP binding
Source: RefSeq, a predicted model, not a curated record
CACUAACACUCGCAUUAAAGACUCCUCCUCUUCCCUCCUACCUUCCUUCUCUCCCUCCAUCUCUCUCUCUCUCUCUACCUCUGUGUCAGCCAAAUUCGAAGGACUCUGAAAUCAAACUCUCAUUUCAGUUUCUUCAUCAUCUCUCUCUCUCUCUCUCUGUCUCUCUGGCACCCCAUUUCUGCGUCUCUCUGCAAUUCACAGUCUUUACAGUGUUGUGUGUGUGUGGGGGUAUAGAUUUUUAGAUCUUUAGCGCAUUUUAUGGAUCUGCAACCCCACAUACGCGCAUUGUCCUCAUUUUCUCUCUCCUAGGGUUUACGGGUUUACUACAUUUCUUUAGCUGUUUACUGUUAGCAAUGCAAUCUCUCAAUGUGACUCCACAAUGCCAUGGAGAGGCUCGCCGGAACCCUAGUAAAUUCCAGUGCGUCCCUGAUCAGUCUGCUGUUCAGCUUCAAGGUCGUCUUGGUUUUUGACAAUGGUCUUUGUGGAUUCUUGUUUGGCUUGAGAAAUGAUGUCAUCCUCUACGCCGCCGCCGCCGCCGCCGCCGCCGCUGCGGCUCCUUUGCUUGCUUGCUUUGUUUUUUACUUGUUUAGGGCAUCCAUUACUGCAUAUACGCUUGUCUCCUUCUUCUCAGCCAAAUUGGCAAUUAUCUACAAAGGAAAUUUUGGUGGAACAUGCAAGGUUGGAUUCAAUGAGUGUGCCAUUUGCUCGGUCACAGCCACCUCAGAUGCACAUGGUUAAGCCUUCUGUUGCACCUGCACUUCCUCCAGCUUAUCAGGCAUCUGCUUCUGGUCCUAACAGCGCUCCAUUACCAAGACAUCAUGGUCAUCAUCAUCAUCAUCAUCUUCAUCGUGUGAAACCUGCUGUGGUUGCUCCCUCUCCUACUGGGGACCAAAGUUGUGAUCAAGUUUGCAUUGAGCCACUUACGGCAACUCCCUUUGGCUCACCUUGUGGUUGUGUUUUUCCUAUGAAAGUUAGACUUCUUUUAGAUGUGGCUCCCUAUGCUAUUUUUCCUGUAAUGAAUGAGCUAGAGAUUGAGGUUGCGGAGGGCACAUAUUUGGAACAAAGUCAAGUGAAAAUAAUGGGUGCCAGUGCUGAUAGUGACAAUCAGGGAAAAACUGUAGUUGAUAUUAACUUGGUCCCACUGGGAGAUAAGUUUGAUAAUACCACUGCAAUACUAACAUAUGAGAGAUUUUGGCAUAAGAAGGUACCUCUAAAUAAGAACCUUUUCGGUGAUUAUGAAGUGAUAUCAAUUAGUUAUCCAGGGAUUCCUUCUUCACCGCCAUACCCAGAUUACAUGGGGAGUGGUCCUAGUGGAAGUGCUGGAGAUCUUCCCAUCACUGCAAAUUUUCUGAGCAAGAGCCAGAAGAUGAAUCUUAGAACUAUUGCAAUAAUUGCUUUAUCAGCAUUUGUGGUCUUACUAGUUAUCAUUGGGGCUGUCUUCAUUUUUAUAAGAUGGAGAAAGUUUGGAAGACCAUCAAGUGCAGUUGGUCCUACAUUUGCAUCAUCCAUAAACAAAAGAUCAGGCAUUGGGUCUUUCUUGUCGAGUAGUAUUGCAAGCUCAACGUCAAUGUCCCUUAUGUCAACCAUGGCUACUUGUAUGCUUUCUGUUAAAACAUUUCCAUACACUGAGCUUGAGAAAGCAACUGAGAAGUUCAGUUCGAAGAGGAUUUUGGGUGAAGGGGGAUUUGGGCGUGUUUACUGUGGGAUUAUGGAAGAUGGAAGUGAGGUUGCAGUUAAACUACUUACACGGGAUAAUCAGAAUGGAGACCGUGAAUUUAUUGCAGAAGUUGAGAUGUUAAGUAGAUUGCAUCACCGCAAUCUUGUGAAAUUGAUUGGUAUAUGCAUAGAAGGACGCACUCGUUGCUUGGUCUAUGAACUUGUUCCCAAUGGCAGUGUUGAAUCUCACUUGCAUGGUUUUGACAAGAGAAGUGGACCUCUUGACUGGGAUGCACGGUUAAAAAUUGCCCUUGGAGCAGCUAGAGGACUGGCCUAUCUUCAUGAAGAUUCUAACCCUCGUGUAAUUCAUCGAGAUUUCAAGGCUAGCAAUGUUUUACUAGAAGAUGACUUCACUCCCAAGGUCUCUGAUUUUGGCCUGGCAAGGGAAGCAACUGAAGGAAGUCAUCAUAUUUCUACUAGGGUCAUGGGGACUUUUGGGUAUGUUGCUCCUGAAUAUGCAAUGACAGGACAUCUGCUUGUCAAGAGUGAUGUUUACAGUUAUGGGGUUGUGUUGCUUGAGCUUCUAUCUGGAAGAAAACCUGUGGACAUGUCCCAACCUCCUGGAGAGGAAAAUUUAGUGACUUGGGCACGUCCAUUGCUUACCAGUAGAGAAGGAUUGGAGCAGUUGGUGGAUCCUUCGUUGGCAGGAACUUAUGACUUUGACGACAUGGCUAAGGUGGCAGCCAUUGCUUCAAUGUGUGUUCAUCCAGAGGUGACUAACAGACCCUUUAUGGGUGAAGUAGUUCAGGCUCUAAAGCUAAUAUACAAUGACAUGGAUGAGACUUGUGGAGACAACUGUAGUCAAAAGGAGUCUUCUACUCUGGAUUCUGACAUUAAGGGUGAUCUUGCUCCUUCCGAUAGUAGUUGGUGGAAUGCUGCUGGGAUCUCCCCUCGAAUAACUUAUGGACAAGCCUCUUCUUUCAUCACAAUGGAAUACAGUUCAGGUCCACUUGAAGAGACGGAAAACAGACCGUUUUCAGCUUCAAGUUUGGUUGGGGAUCGGUUGUCUUUAGCUAUUAGGCAUGGGAACAGAUCAGGUCCCUUGAGAACUGUACGAAGUAAACCAGCUUUUUAUAGAUUAAGAGGGAGCAUGAGUGAGCAUGGCGGGCUCCUUUCAAGGCAGAAAUGGAAUGAUGGAUAUUGGGUAUGAGGUAACUUUUGAAAGUGGUUUCAAAGUGUACAGUUCCCCUGGGCCGGGCAUUUCUAAGCGGUCUUGAUUGAUGUAGUUUAGGAGUUUGGGAUUUCAUGUUGCUUUACAUGUUUGGAGAGACCUUUGCUUCUGAUUUUGUAAAUCUUGAUUCAUUAAUUAAUACACGAAGUUGGAGAUGUAAGCUGAACACUUGUUGUUUUGUAUAUCUGUUGUUUAAUUGUUUCUUAA